AUGGCAAUGUGUUCUUCCAGUAGCGGAAAGUUCCAGUGGGAUCGGUGCAAAGAUUGGCUAAUUGACAUUCCAGGAGACUUUGAGCUUGAUCCUGAUCUGUGUUGUAUUUAUAGAGUCCCUAAACAUAUUCGUAAAGUGAACGAAGAAGCCUACACUCCUCAAAUAGUUUCAAUAGGCCCUUUUCACUAUGGUAAAGAAGAAUUAGAAUUCACGGAAAAGCAAAAAGGGAGAUACGUAAGAGAGUUUUCCAGACGAACAACUGAUGAGAAAUGUGAGCAAGUUUUAGCCUUUGUCAAAUACAAUGAGAAACGUAUACGAAAUAGUUAUGCAGAGACCUGUAAGCUUGAGAGUCAUGAGUAUGUAAAGAUGAUUCUACGUGAUGCUAUUUUUAUCAUAGAGCUCAUCCGGAGGAAUGGUAAUGAUGCUAGCGACUCUUUGUUAAGUAUACCAGCACAAAAAAUUGCUUUAACGUUGGACUUGCUAUUACUGGAAAAUCAACUUCCAUAUUUUUUACUUGAGAAUUUAUACGAGUUAAUUACCGGUAGCCCUAGUACUUCCUUCAGUGGUCUUUGUUUUCAUUUCUUCGUGGAUCAUUUGUUUAAUAGUACUCCUGUAGCUGAGGAAACAAACUUUAAACAUUUCACCGAUUUGCAAAGAAUUGCUCUAGUGGAAGGACACCUUGAACAGACGUCACAGCAGUUAAGUGGUGCUCUAGUGGAAGGACACCUUGAACAGACGUCACAGCAGUUACAUCGACUUGAUGAUGUUGAUUUGCCUAGUGCCGCGAAGCUACGUGAAUCAGGAGUGAAAUUCAAACGUGUUGAUGAGCCAAGGAGAAGCUUGCUUGACAUAAAAUUUGAAAGAGACGAGUUGGAAAUACCACAGUUAAAAGUUCAAGACGGGACAGAAACUAUACUUCGAAACAUAAUGGUUUUGGAGCAAUGUCACGAUGAUUAUGAGACUCUCGUGUGUGAUUAUGUUGAACUACUAGACUCUCUUAUAGAUACCAAAAGCGAUUUGGAUUUGCUUAUAAAGGAGGGAAUUAUUUGCAAUUGUAUGGGCGACAGUACGGCGACAGUAAGUUUGUUUAACAAGCUUUGCACAAACAUUCUUUUAUAUAGAGUUCAUUACCAAGGGAUUUCUAACCAACUGAAAGUACACUAUGAUAGUUCUUGGAACCAUACCUCGACAAAAUUGAAAAGUGUGUAUUUCAGUGAUCUUUGGAGAGGUACAGCAACUGUUGCAGCUGCUUUAAUCUUGCUGCUCACUUUUAUACAAACCAUUUCUUCUGUCAUGCAUUAG
Pistacia vera is the source of this 1302-nucleotide messenger RNA. RefSeq names its product UPF0481 protein At3g47200-like. NCBI's taxonomy places the organism in Eukaryota, Viridiplantae, Streptophyta, Magnoliopsida, Sapindales, Anacardiaceae. The transcript has a single exon. The record is from RefSeq and is a predicted model, not a curated record. Bases 1 to 1302 code for a protein of 433 amino acids.